Messenger RNA from Rhizophagus irregularis DAOM 181602=DAOM 197198, 2559 nucleotides. The record is from RefSeq and is a predicted model, not a curated record. NCBI's taxonomy places the organism in Eukaryota, Fungi, Glomeromycota, Glomeromycetes, Glomerales, Glomeraceae.
AUGGUUCCUGAAAGUCUUAAUUCAGUAACCUUAAUUACUAUUAGAAAGUUUUCAAGAAAAUGUUGGCGCUAUAUGGACCUUUAUAGGAAAGCUUUUAAUAAUAAUGUUUGGAAUAUUGAAGGCUUUGGUCAAAAUGAAGAGAUAAUUACAACCGAGUUUGCUGCUAAUUAUCAAACUGAAGAUUAUCAAACUGAAGAUUAUCAUGCAGUCUGUGAUGCAGACAAUGAUCAUGAUGAAGAUAAUGGUGACGAUAGUGAAAAAAAUGAUAAUAUAGAAGACAAUACUGAUGAUGGCAAAAAUACAAAAAGUUUAAGUGAACAUGAUGAAAGCGUUCGGUCACAAAAUAAUAAAAGUACAUUAUCCAGUGAAGACUUUUGUGGUGUAAAAUUUAUGACUAUUGUAACACAAUAUCACCUUUCGGAUGCAGCAGCUGAUUCUGUAUUACAUUUACUUAAAAAAUAUUGCAAUAAUCCGCUUUCUGAAUCUACUAGAAAAGGGAGAACAUUUAUGGAUAAUGUAAAUAUUAAAGGCUUACGCUUUAAAGAAAAAAGUCUUAUUACAUUUGAAGGGAAACUUUAUAAGCUGCAAUAUAGACCAAUUUUUGAUGCAAUCAAAAGUUUAGUUUCUAAUGCCGAUCUGAAUAAAGACUUUCUUUUUGAUUAUAACGAGACAAUGGGAACUUGGUCUUCAGAUUGGUGGCGUGAAAGACAGAUGCCAUUUAGCAAAAUUCUAGCUAUUAUGAUCUAUAUUGAUGAAACAACUCUUGAUACUCUUGGUCGAAAAUCUGAGUAUCCCAUUUUUUUAACACUUGGAAAUAUUCCAAAUUCACGCCGUAAUUCACCUGAUGCAAAGGUUCUCGUCAGAUUUCUACUACACUUGACCACUCGAGAUAGUAAAUUGCGAAAUUUAAAGGAGUUUAAACAAGUACAACGAGAUAUACAACAUCGUGCAUUAAAAUAUUUGCUAAGUCCCCUUCUUAAUGAAAAUGGCAUAUACUUGGCUAUAGAUGGAAAGGUUGAACACUUUACUGCUUAUUUGUCUACAGUACUUGCAGAUAUGUUAGAGGCACAAAGUAUAUGUUGUACAUAUAAAUCCUAUUGCACACGAUAUCCUUGUUACAAAUGUCUUACGUCUGGUAAGCAACUAAAUAAUAUGAAUAUUGAGCAAGAUUCAAUAAUUUUACGUAAUCAUGAUAAUAUGCAAGAAGCCGUUUUUUCUUAUGAUGCAAAGGAAUAUUCUAUUCAUGAAUAUGAUAAUUUUUUCUGGAAUUUUAAAAUAAUGAACAUAUAUGAUGCGACAGCAUUAGAUCAUAUGCACUUACAAGAGAUUGGUCUAUUUCUAUACAUACUUGAUUACACACGAGAUAUGCUCAAACUUCAGUGUGGGUAUCAACAGGGAGUGAAAUUCACAGGUGGUGAAAUGCGUGAUGUGAUGAAAAUCAUCAUGUUUGUACUUGACGAAUUGUAUGAUGAAAGUGAUUAUAUGAAGAACGUUAAUGAUAAUUCACUUUCUACUAUUUCAUGUAAAACACUUAUCAAAUGUUAUGUCAAAUUUAUUAAAAUGUAUAUUACAUCAAGAAAAAGACAAUUUAAUGAAGAUGAUUUAAAAAGGUUUAAAAAUGAAAUAAUCGAUUGGUCAAAUGAUUUUGUAAAUAUAUUUAAACAAUUUUCACCUAGUAACCUUCAAUUGCCAAAGCUUCAUAUGUGGAGAUACCAUACUAUUCACACUAUCAGACGGUAUGGUGCACUAAAUGGAUUAACUACCGAGACGUAUGAGACAUUACAUAAAAAUUGGGUUAAAACCCCAUAUAGAAUAUCCAAUAAAAAGGAUGAACAUACACUUGAUCAAAUGUUAAAAACGAUUCGACGUCAAAUAAUCACAAGUAUUACUAAAAAACCCUUAAAAUUAAGAUCAAAUUCUAUGAAAUCAUUACUUUGGAAACUGCAAAUUGGUGAAAUAUACGAUCUUCAACAAAAGCUUGAACAUGAUGAAAAUAUAGAUAAUCUGUGUAUUGAAGGAAUAAAGCAUCUAAUAAGUUGCUUAGAUGUAUAUUUAGAUGAUGUAUCUAAUGCAUCUGCAAGUGACAAUAUUUAUUUGAAAAUUUAUGCUAACGGAACAUUAGAAAAUGGCGAAAUCAUUUAUGCCGUUAGUAAAUUUCAUGGUUAUGCAAGAUUCAGUGAUGUUGCAAUCACUAUGGAUAAUAUUGAUUAUUUAACUGAUGAUGGAUUAUGUUACGGCAAGAUAUUAAUGUUGGUUGAAGUAUCACUUUUUCCUAAUCAUCCCCCCCUAUCUCUUGCUUUAAUACAUUGGUAUGAUUAUUAUUCUAAAAGAUUUCCUAUAAUGUAUGAAUAUCCUCAUAUGAAAUUUGUAAAUCAUUAUGAUUUAAUACCUUUUGAUUCUAUUGCGGGAUUAGCAUAUGUAGUAAAACGAUUUGAUUAUGAAAAUGAAUACUUUGAUUUAAAAAUAAGGAUCCUUAAAGAUUUUUUCUUAGAAAUCCUUAAAGAUCCAGUAAUUUAUAGAAUCCUUAAAGAUUUUUAUAAUUUGUCAAAAGAUUUUUAA